CAAAAGACGCUGCUAACUCUGUUUUUUCAGUCUUUCACAGCAUGGCCCUCGUUGGCGUCCUCGCGUUACAAGGAUCUUUCAACGAACACAUAGCCGCUCUUAGGAGGUUAGGGGUGAAAGGGGUGGAGAUUCGGAAGCCAGAACAGCUUCAAACCGUGGCUUCCCUUAUCAUCCCUGGUGGAGAAAGCACCACCAUGGCUAAGCUCGCUGAGUUCCACAACCUGUUUCCUUCCUUGCGAGAGUUUGUAGAAAUGGGAAAGCCUGUAUGGGGAACCUGUGCAGGGCUUAUAUUCUUGGCAAAUAAAGCUAUAGGACAGAAGACUGGUGGACAACAACUGAUUGGUGGACUUGAUUGCACUGUGCAUAGAAAUUUCUUUGGCAGCCAGAUUCAAAGCUUUGAGGCAGAUCUUUCAGUGCCAGAGCUCGCAUCCAAGGAAGGUGGUCCAGAAACAUUCCGUGGAAUUUUUAUUCGUGCUCCAGCAAUUCUUGAAGUAGGACCGGAAGUUCAAGUGUUGGCUGGUUAUCCUGUACCUUCUGACAGAUUGUUGAGUUCUGAUUCCUCUAUUGAAGACAAAAAGGAAAAUGCUCAGGAAGAAAGUAAGGUUAUAGUUGCUGUGAGACAAGGGAACAUACUAGCGACUGCUUUCCAUCCUGAAUUGACAGCUGAUACUCGAUGGCAUAGUUAUUUCUUAAAGAUGGGAAAUGAGAUGGGAGAAGAGGCCUCAAGUAGCAUUGUUCCAGCACCAGUCAAUACAAGUUAUAACCUACAAGCGCCAAAUGACCUUCCUAUAUUUCAAUAGGACCAGAUAAUCACCAAGACUUUCUUAAUGGAUGAUUUUUUUUUUUUCUUUAUUUAAUUUCUUUUGAAAACGAUAUCUGAUAAUUGUUCCAUUCUAGAAAAUAGCUAAAUAGUAUUAUUCUUUUUAUGCUUU
Gastrolobium bilobum is the source of this 932-nucleotide messenger RNA. RefSeq names its product probable pyridoxal 5'-phosphate synthase subunit PDX2. Gene Ontology annotation, cellular component: glutaminase complex; cytosol. Bases 42 to 800 code for a protein of 252 amino acids. Gene Ontology annotation, molecular function: glutaminase activity. Gene Ontology annotation, biological process: pyridoxine metabolic process; pyridoxal 5'-phosphate biosynthetic process. The record is from RefSeq and is a predicted model, not a curated record. The transcript is spliced from 7 exons. NCBI's taxonomy places the organism in Eukaryota, Viridiplantae, Streptophyta, Magnoliopsida, Fabales, Fabaceae.